Molecule: messenger RNA, 2198 nt
Organism: Closterium sp. NIES-67
Lineage: Eukaryota; Viridiplantae; Streptophyta; Zygnematophyceae; Desmidiales; Closteriaceae
Source: the annotation of a GenBank genome assembly
CACAAGCAGCACAAGCCAUUGCCACGCGUGCAAGGGGCAAGCAGCCACGCCGCCUGGAAUGCGGUGGCAGAAAGGCUCGUGCCCCGUCAGCUCCUCGUUGCCGCCCAGCCAUGGCCACCGCCCACAGCGCGCACCACUUUCUCUGCGCCAUCGCCGCCGCGCGCUCUCUCAGUAGCCCGCAGCAAGUGUGCGACACGUCGUUGCGUCUGCGCGCGUCCGGCCAUCUGCGCUCUCGCCGUCUCUGCCGCCGCUCGUCGCACCGCCAGCGAAUGAUGCCGCGCUCGUCGUCGGUGGAUUUCACGGCGCGUGGCAUCGAGGACGGCCAUUCCACCAGAGGCGCGAAGGACGCAUUUCCUGCCAUGUCAUUCCCAUCGGAGCUGACGUCACCUCUGCUGGCCGCCAAUGGGGAGAGCAGCCCGCCGCCUGCAGCAGCUGAGACCCGCCCCUUCGCCACCGCUUCCACCACCGCUUCCACCUGGACUGCUGCCGCCCUGCCCUUUCUUUUUCCAGCACUGGGCGGGCUGCUGUUCGGCUACGACAUCGGAGCCACGUCCAGCGCGCUUCUCUCCCUCAAGGACCCGGUGCUGUCGGGCACGGACUGGUUCGACCUCUCCUCCACGGCUGUCGGCCUCGUGGUGAGCGGCUCUCUGGGCGGUGCGCUCCUGGGCUGCCUGCUGGCGUUCCGCAUCGCCGACCCUCUCGGUCGCCGUCGCGAGUUGCUGCUGGCAGCGGCGCUCUACCUGUGCGGCGCGCUGCUCACUGCCUCCGCCGCCUCGCUGCCCGCGCUGCUCGCAGGCCGCCUCAUGUACGGCGCUGCCAUCGGCCUGGCCAUGCACGGGGCGCCCAUGUACAUAGCGGAGACCAGCCCGCCUGCCAUCCGAGGCACGCUCAUCUCGCUCAAAGAGGCCUUCAUUGUCGCCGGCAUCCUGCUGGGCUACGUGAGUGGCAGUGUGCUCAUAGACCAGGAGGGCGCGUGGCGCGCCAUCUACGGGCUCGCAGCACCGCUGGCGCUCGUCAUGGCGGGGGGCAUGGCAUGGCUGCCGCCCUCCCCGCGCUGGCUGCUGCUGCGCGCGCAGCAGGAGGGGCAGGAGGAGCAGAAGCGGGGGCCGGAGGGGCAGGUGGGGCAGGCGGGGCGUGGGGGCGAGGAGGCACGGAGGCGGGCGGUGCAGGCGUUGAGGCGGCUGAGGGGAGGGGCGUGUGGGGAGGGGGAGGCGCAGAGGGAGGUGCAGGGCAUGCUGGAGGCCCUGGGGGAGGGGGGGGGGAGCGGGGGCAAGAGUGGGUGGAGUGAGCUGGUGACAGGGGCGAGCGGGCGCGCACUGGUGAUUGCCUGCGGGCUCGUCUUCUUCCAGCAGGUCACCGGCCAGCCUAGUGUGCUCUACUAUGCCGGCUCCAUCCUCCAGGACGCGGGCUUCUCUGCCGCCAGUGACGCCACGCGGGUGUCGGUGCUGCUAGGCUGCUUCAAGCUCGCCAUGACGGGGGUGGCAGUGGCUACGGUUGACCGGUGGGGCCGCCGCCCGCUGCUGCUCGCAGGGGUCUCGGGCCUGGUGGCGAGCCUGGUGCUGCUGGGGUCGCUGUACGCCAUCCACACCACCCUGCCCACCCUCAGUGUCCUCUCGCUGCUGCUCUUCGUCGGCUGCUACCAGGUGUCAUUUGGCCCCAUCGCGUGGCUCAUGGUGUCGGAGGUGUUUCCCCUGCCUGUGCGGGGCCGCGCUCAGAGCCUCGCCACUCUCGUCAACUUUGGAUCCAACGCCCUCGUCACCUUCGCCCUGCCGCCCAUUCAGGACACGUUGGGGCAAGCAGCCACGUUCUACUCGUUUGCCACCAUCGGUGCCGGAGCUCUGGUGUUCAUCUACCUGUGGGUGCCCGAGACCAAGGGGCUGCAGCUGGAGGAGAUUGAGGCCAAGCUGACAGCGGGCAAGAUAUAGACUGGCAGUCGCUGUGGAUAUUCACACCAACACCCAAUCCCUCGCAAGCAUGACAACAGAGGACCAUAGGCGAAUGCCAUUUUCUGCAUGGAUAGGGACAGGGGGGUUAUGGAUAGGGACAAGGGGGAUAGGGAUACCGUAAUCACCCGGAUAUAGGCGCGGCCAUUUAUUAAGCCCAGUGGGCUUAUAGAGUGCAAACGCGCUUAUAUCCGUUAUUUCAUUACAAGCACACCCUUUGUUUAGAAAUCGAUUCUCUAUAAGCGCAUUGAAACA